AUGACAUCGCAAUUUAAAGAUGAAAAAAAUAUCCCUGUUUCAAAACAGGAGUUUCCGGGGAAGGAUAGGGACAUGCCCGAUCCUAAACCCACCCGUGAGGAGCUACCAGAUGCAGGCGGAACAAGCACAACGUACAAAGCAGCGGAUAAGCUUCAUGGCAAAAGAGCGCUCAUAACUGGUGGUGAUAGCGGCAUAGGAGCAGCUACCGCAGUGUUGUUUGCAAAAGAAGGCGCUGUGUCGACAAUAGUUUACCUCCCCGAGGAAGAACAGGAUGCUCAAGAUACUAAGAAACAGGUUGAGUCUCUUGGAGGAACCUGCCAUCUAUUCGCCACAGACCUUGCCAAGAGAGAGAAUUGCCAGAAGGCAAUUGACUUUUCCUUGGAAAAGAUGGGCGGGAUAGAUAUUCUCUUUAAUAAUGCGGCUUAUCAAAUGAUGGUUGAGGAUAUUCUUGAUUUGCCAGAUGACCAGUGGGUUCAUACGUUCAACAUCAACAUGCACUCUUACUUUUACAUGGCCAAAUAUGCUCUUAAGCACAUGAAACGCGGUUCUGUCAUCAUCAACAACGCAUCUAUAAAUGCGUACAUUGGCCGGCCGGACUUGCUGGAUUACACCUCUACCAAAGGAGCCAUAAUUUCCUUCACAAGGGGACUGAGCAACCAGUAUAUCGGAAAGGGAAUUAGAGUCAACGCUGUCGCCCCAGGGCCAGUAUGGACUCCGUUGAUCCCAGCAACCAUGAAUGAAAAAGCGCAGAAAGAAUUCACCAGUCCCAUGGGUCGACCAGCCCAGCCCUCGGAAAUCGCAAGCUGUGUCGUAUUUCUUGCUUCAAUGGAUAGCUCUUGUAUCCUCUCGAUAGGCAAAGCUCUGCCACUACAAAUCCAUCCAAAUAAAUCACUUGCGGCUAAACUUCAUGAGAAAGACCCCGAAAAGUUCUCAGACUCCAAUCAUAAGCCAGAAAUUGCGGUGGCACUGUCGCAAUUCGAACUAUUUGCUGGCUGGAGGGAUCUGGGUCAGAUUUCUGCGAUAUUCAACAUCCCAAGUCUGCGGCGCUUCAUACCUGAAGGAUCAAACUCCUGGAAUGAGGAAACUCUCCGAAACGUUGUACGCGGGAUAUUGAAAGCAGACGAACAAACUGUUCAAGAUAUUGAAGAGGAUUUGAAACGACAAUCUCAGGAGGACAUUCAGAAACUUGGGUACCCAAGCUCCAUGUUUGAGUUGAUUCGACGCUUGCAAUCCCAAUACUCCGCCACAGACCCAGGCUUACUGAUUGCAAUCUUGUGCAUGAAUUAUCUUGUCUUGGAGCCUGGCGAAGCAAUCUUCAUCCCGGCUGACGGUGUUCAUUGCUACCUUUCCGGGGACAUUGUGGAGUGCAUGGCUCGUUCUAACAAUAUGCUCAGUGGUGGACUUUGUCCCGUUGCGGAUCGCGACAAUAUUGAUCUCUUUUCGGAGACACUGAAAAUCGACUCAAGCACUCGAGUGGAUAGUCUCAGAUUGCCAGCAAAUCCAAGCAAGGACGGGGCCAGCGGGCAUACUCUGGUGUAUCAGCCUCCCAUUGGCGAAUUUGACUUGGUUCGAAUUGACAUGACGGCUGGCACGGAGGAACUCAUUUGGAAUCACAAGGGCCCGACUGUGGCUAUAGCGAUUUCUGGGGACGGCACGAUUCGAGGGGACGGGAAAGAGCUCGCCGUCAAAACGGGGUUUAUUUUUUUCAUCGCGGCAGAAACAGAGACGAUGCUACGGGCUGAUACGGGGAUGCGAAUCUAUGCUGCUGUCAUACGUUAA
Trichoderma aggressivum f. europaeum is the source of this 1779-nucleotide messenger RNA. RefSeq lists its product as uncharacterized. Gene Ontology annotation, molecular function: mannose-6-phosphate isomerase activity; oxidoreductase activity; zinc ion binding. The transcript is spliced from 5 exons. Bases 1 to 1779 code for a protein of 592 amino acids. Gene Ontology annotation, biological process: carbohydrate metabolic process. The record is from RefSeq and is a predicted model, not a curated record. NCBI's taxonomy places the organism in Eukaryota, Fungi, Ascomycota, Sordariomycetes, Hypocreales, Hypocreaceae.